GGCUUCUGUUUUUUUGUUUGGUCACAAGGGGCUGAGCUGUAAUUUCACUAGGCUUUUAGAUUAGUUUUGCAUUUGAUUCAAGUUUGGGUAUAGAUUUGGGAUUAAAAUCAAGUUGUGGGUUAGUUUUGGCAAAAAUCCCAUAAAUCAAUCUCGAAAUUUGAAUUUAAUAUGCUAAAUAUCACUAAAUAAACCUCGUAAAAUAAAUAUAUAUCACUAAAAUAACCUCGUAAAAUAAUAUACUGAAUAUAAUAUAUAUAGGCGGCACAAUACAAAUAGUUAGUUAGAGGAAUCUACAUUAAGCAGCAAGAAGUAUGUUGCCUUUUGUCAAUUUAAUUUAAAAUCCUGCAGCAGUGCACCUCCACCAAUGUUUUCUUUCCUCAUAAAAUGAUUAAUUGGUAGGAAUAACUCUUUGACUUACAUUUUUUUAGAAAGAAAUUGCAAAUAUAUUUUUCUUGUGAGCUUCAUCAAUAUAACAAACAGAAAAUUUGUAGAAAACAGAACAAAAAUCUUGCAAAUAAGGGGCAGAAUGACUUUGUAAAUUAAUAUAUAUAUAUAUAUAUAUAUAUAUAUAUAUAUAUAUAUAUAUAUAUAUCUAGUUGAAAUUUUCAGAAUGAAUAUGUAUAUAAUAAAAUACAUGGAGCCAAAUAGGUGGCAGAGUAAAAUAAAAUAAUUAAUAAGAGGAUACGUUAAGCAGCAAGAAGUAUGUUGCCUUUUGGACAAUUAAUUUAAAAUCACACAGCUAGCACAUCAGUUUAACACCUCCACCAAUUAUUUCUUUCCUGAUAUAAUGAUUUACGGAAGAUAACUCUUUGACUUAGAAAUUUUAGAAACAUAUUUUGAAAAAAAAAAUAAAAAAAUUUGAGCUUCAUCAAAGUACUAAACAGAUUUUUUUAAACAAAAACAAAACAAAAAUAAUGCAACUCGUUAUUUGUGUGUGUAAUGAGCAAUACCUAAAGAACAAAUAUAAUUCAUGGCUGAUUUUUUUUUUACCACAGUGAAGUUAUAAAUAAGUUUCUCCAUAAUUCAGUAGAAGGAGAUCCACGCGAUAUCAAAGGCAAUGAUAUUGCUAAUCAACAAUUAAGGAAACAAUAAAACAAAAAAAAAAGAAGAAAAUAAAUAUUAAAUUCAUUAAGGAAAAGGGGUGAUAAAUGGAGAGUCUACGCGUUGGGACCCACAAAAACUAAACGGCGAAGACAUUCUUCGUUUCAUUGGUAUAUAAACAGGACUCGUAUCGACUCUGCAACACACAGCCUGCUUCACCUGAUUCUCCUUCUUACUCCUUUCUUGUCGGAAUCCGUAUGAUCGAGUGAAACGGUCGACACAGCUGUCGUUUUAGUGCUACUUCUCAGGCGCCAUUUGAAAGGUUUCUUACGUGAAGAAAGGGAGAGAUGUCGAGUCUUGAGAAUAUCAAGAACGAGACUGUUGAUCUGGAGAAAGUUCCAAUAGAGGAAGUUUUCCAGCAGCUAAAAUGUACGAAGGAAGGUUUGACGACUCAGGAAGGGGAAGCCAGAGUUCAGAUCUUUGGCUUGAACAAGCUCGAAGAGAAGAAGGAAAGCAAGAUUCUCAAGUUUUUGGGGUUUAUGUGGAAUCCUCUUUCAUGGGUCAUGGAAGCUGCUGCGAUCAUGGCUAUUGCUUUGGCCAACGGUGAUGGUAGGCCUCCGGAUUGGCAGGACUUUGUCGGUAUCAUAUGUCUUCUCGUCAUCAACUCUACCAUCAGUUUCAUCGAAGAGAACAACGCCGGUAACGCCGCUGCUGCUCUCAUGGCCGGUCUUGCUCCUAAAACCAAGGUUCUUAGGGAUGGGAAAUGGAGUGAACAAGAAGCUGCUAUUCUUGUCCCUGGAGAUAUCGUUAGCAUUAAACUUGGAGACAUCAUCCCUGCUGAUGCUCGUCUUCUCGAAGGUGAUCCUUUAAAGGUUGACCAGUCUGCUCUUACCGGAGAGUCCCUCCCAGUGACCAAGCACCCUGGUCAAGGAGUUUUCUCUGGCUCAACCUGUAAACAAGGAGAGAUCGAGGCCGUUGUUAUCGCCACAGGUGUUCACACCUUCUUCGGUAAAGCUGCUCAUCUUGUGGACAGCACAAACCAAGUUGGACAUUUCCAGAAGGUUCUCACAGCCAUUGGGAACUUUUGUAUCUGUUCCAUUGCCAUCGGUAUGGUGAUUGAGAUUCUCGUCAUGUACCCUAUCCAACGCCGAAAGUACAGAGACGGGAUUGAUAAUCUCUUGGUCCUAUUGAUCGGUGGUAUCCCUAUUGCUAUGCCUACGGUCUUGUCUGUCACCAUGGCUAUUGGCUCUCACAAGCUUGCUCAGCAAGGUGCCAUCACCAAGCGUAUGACUGCCAUUGAGGAAAUGGCUGGGAUGGAUGUGCUGUGCAGUGACAAAACCGGGACGCUAACUCUCAACAAACUGAGUGUAGAUAAAAACUUAGUGGAGGUUUUCUGCAAGGGUGUGGAGAAAGACCAAGUUCUUUUGUUUGCGGCUAUGGCUUCAAGAAUUGAGAACCAGGACGCCAUCGAUGCAGCCAUGGUUGGGAUGCUUGCUGAUCCAAAGGAGGCCCGAGCUGGAAUUAGAGAAGUUCACUUCCUUCCGUUCAACCCUACUGAUAAGAGAACUGCUUUGACUUACAUCGACUCUAGCGGUAACUGGCACAGAGUCAGUAAAGGUGCUCCUGAGCAGAUUCUUGAACUUUGUAAAGCCAGCAAUGACCUUAGCAAGAGGGUGCUCGAUAUUAUCGAAAAGUAUGCCGAGCGUGGUCUUAGGUCGUUAGCUGUUUCUCGCCAGACGGUGCCAGAGAAAACAAAGGAAAGCCUUGGUAGCCGAUGGGAGUUUGUUGGCUUGUUGCCACUAUUUGAUCCCCCAAGACAUGACAGUGCUGAAACCAUUCGAAGGGCUUUGCAUCUUGGUGUUAACGUCAAGAUGAUCACUGGUGACCAACUUGCUAUUGGAAAGGAAACUGGUCGCAGACUUGGAAUGGGAACAAACAUGUACCCGUCCUCGGCUCUUCUCGGUAACCACAAGGACCCAGCACUUGCCAAUAUUCCUGUUGAGGACUUGAUCGAACAGGCUGAUGGUUUUGCUGGAGUCUUCCCAGGUUAUUAUCUUUUAUUUAUAAUUAUGUCAAUGCAAAGGUGGUUGGAUACCUUAGAUCUAAGCUUCUUUGCUUUGGACACUGCAGAGCACAAAUACGAAAUCGUGAAGAAGUUGCAAGAGAGGAAGCAUAUUGUUGGAAUGACUGGUGAUGGUGUCAAUGAUGCUCCUGCUUUGAAGAAAGCUGAUAUUGGUAUUGCUGUCGAUGAUGCUACGGACGCGGCUCGGGGUGCUUCAGAUAUCGUUCUCACUGAGCCUGGACUCAGCGUUAUCAUCAGUGCUGUCCUCACCAGCAGAGCUAUUUUCCAGAGAAUGAAGAACUAUACUAUAUAUGCGGUCUCAAUCACAAUCCGUAUUGUGCUUGGUUUCAUGCUUAUUGCUUUGAUAUGGAAGUUUGACUUCUCAGCAUUUAUGGUUCUGAUCAUUGCCAUUCUUAACGAUGGUACCAUCAUGACAAUUUCAAAGGACAGAGUCACGCCAUCUCCCACACCUGACAGCUGGAAACUUAGAGAAAUUUUUGCUACUGGGGUUGUGCUUGGAAGCUACCUAGCCGUCAUGACUGUUGUUUUCUUCUGGUUGGCAAACGAGACAGACUUUUUCUCGAACGUGUUUGGUGUGAGGUCCAUCAAGGGUAAUGAGCACGAGUUAAUGAGUGCAUUGUAUCUACAAGUUAGUAUCAUUAGUCAAGCUCUAAUCUUCGUCACAAGAUCAAGGAGUUGGUCGUUUGUUGAACGUCCUGGAGCGUUGCUGAUGAUUGCUUUCCUCAUUGCACAACUGGUUGCCACUUUGAUUGCGGUCUACGCCAACUGGGAGUUCGCAGAGGUUAGAGGUAUUGGAUGGGGAUGGGCUGGAGUUAUAUGGCUAUACAGUAUUAUAACAUACUUCCCACUGGACAUUCUCAAGUUUGCCAUUCGCUACAUCUUGAGUGGAAAGGCUUGGCUCAACAUGACUGAGAACAGGACGGCUUUAACGACCAAGAAAGGUUUCGGAAAAGAAGAGAGGGAGGCUCAGUGGGCAGUUGCUCAGAGGACACUUCACGGUUUGCAGCCAAAAGAACCUGUUCACAUCAUUCCUGAGCAAGGAACUUACAGAGAAUUGUCUGAGAUUGCUGAGCAAGCCAAGAGAAGAGCUGAGAUCGCUAGGCUUAGGGAGCUGCACACACUCAAGGGACAUGUGGAAUCAGUAGCGAAGCUAAAGGGUUUGGACAUUGAAACUCCAGGACAUUACACAGUGUAAUUUACACUGUCUAGUCACGCAAAGAAGAGCAAACCAAACAUAUGAUUGAUCUUUUUCCCUUGUUUCUGUUUUCUAUAUUUUUUAUCCUUUUCUUCACGACCUCUUGAGGUUAUUGUGAGAGAGCUUGCUAUGUUUAGCAAGAACAAGCCUAUUAAUUUCAAGUUUGCAAGAGAAUAAAAUUCUUGAACCCACCAAAAAAGUAAUAUUUUGAAACUUUAUAAAUGAAAAUGUUUUUUUUUAUUUGUGUCUAUUACAUAUCACUAUAAGCUCUUUAUAUAUAAAGCUCAAAAGCAUAAACGUACAAACCUAUAAAAUUAAAAGAAAACACCCAAAACAUAAAUAUGUAAAUCUGUUGAAAAAGAAAAUAAAGAUGAAAUCUUUUUUUACAGUUUUUCACUUCCAAAGAAGAGCAAACCAAACAAUUGAUCUUUUUCCCUUGCAUUUGUUUUUUUUUUCUUUUCCUUGAGGUUAUUGUGUGAAAUCUUGCUAUGUUUAGCAAGAGCUAAGUCUUUUAUUCAAGUUUGCAAGAAUAAAAUUCUUGAACCUACCCAAAAAUAAAAUUUUCGAACCUUUUAUUAAUGAAAAUCAUUUCUAAAAAUUUGUGUCUAGUACAUCAAAAGCUAUAUACAUAAAUCUCAAAGUAUAAGAUAAAAAAAAGAAGUAAAUUCAUAAAUAUAAAAACCUGUAAAAUUAAAAGAAAUAACCCAGUAACUUUUUUUUUUUUCCCUUCAAGUGAUUAUAUUAUCAAACGAUGAAACAUACAUGACCAACGGACUAAGAUAUGCCGUGGUUAGCUAAUCCGACAGACAACACAAUGUCUCCGGAACCUAGAACCCAUAAAGGACAACAGAAGCCCAAACAAUAACAAACCAGAGCACUUACAGACCAACAUUUUAAGCUGAGUAACAAGACUCAUGGACCACUGAUAGCACGCUCAACAAAACAGAGAAAUCUAAAAGAUAGAGAGUCUAUGAAAGUUGUUAAACGGGAAUGCCCCUGGCCAAACCACCGUAAAACCACUCCCUCCUAGUACAACGAGGAUACACCUCAAGAACCAAGUAACACAAGCUUCACAAACCGGUAAGGGAGAACCUUCAGAUUCAAUCAACCUCCGGAAACAGAUGAGUCGUACAAGACUGAGAAACGCCAAGUAAUGAAGCCACACCAAAAUCAAAUCUCCACAAGAUCUGAACCAGCAACUAGGAGCCAAGCCCACCUAAUCCGGAGCACCAAGAGCACAGGCCACGAACGGCAUAAAGACGGAUCAGAGGAAUCCACGACAAACUCCACCCACUUAGAUUAAAACUGAAAAGGAGAGAGCCACACAAGAAAUCCAGAGAUAUGCAACACAACAAAAUUCACCAAAUCCAAGCACAGAUUUCUAAACAAAAGCCUUGUGGCUAAACCACACCG
Brassica rapa (field mustard) is the source of this 5732-nucleotide messenger RNA. RefSeq names its product ATPase 2, plasma membrane-type. The record is from RefSeq and is a predicted model, not a curated record. Gene Ontology annotation, cellular component: membrane. Gene Ontology annotation, biological process: proton export across plasma membrane. Gene Ontology annotation, molecular function: ATP hydrolysis activity; ATP binding; P-type proton-exporting transporter activity. Lineage: Eukaryota; Viridiplantae; Streptophyta; Magnoliopsida; Brassicales; Brassicaceae.